AUGGAAAAUCGGGAGCCAAUUCCAGUCGAGCCUAUCAAGGUAGAUAAGCCUAAACAAGCUGGUAAGGAGCCAGAUGACUUUGCUUUAUCGCAAUUUGCUUCCGCCAACUUUGGGGAUGGGCGUUUGGUCAAGAUGGAUGUGGAUUAUGCUCCACAAGUCGAGGAAGCGCUGCCAAAGGCUACGAACAUGGCCAAAGUAAGUUUUUGUAAAUCUGGUUUAUUGGAUUUUUAGGUAUCUUUGUUUCUUUGAUGUAGAAUUGAGGAAACGACUUUAAGAAGUUAGUACUUAUUUUUUUUAUCAAAAAUACUUCAACUUAAACCGAACGUUUUCUUUAUACGUUACCUAUCUUUUGUGUUUUAGACCAAUCCAUCAGCAGCCAUUGAUUCCCUAUCACAACUUGAAAAGCAAACUCGUCUUGGCUGUGACAUGAGAUCCAACUCCAAAAUCCUCAAACACAUGGUAAAGAUUGCUUUCGAAUCUAAGGACUGGAAGCUUCUGAACGACACAAUUGUUAAUCUCUCUAAAAAGAGGUCGUUGAUCAAGUUUGCCAUCAAAAACAUGAUCCAAGACUGUUGUGAAUUCGUUGAUCAAGUACCAAAUGAAGAAGAUCGCAACAAACUGAUCGAUGUCCUCAGAACAGUAACGGCUGGUAAAAUCUAUGUUGAAGUAGAGCGAGCUCGAUUGACUAAGAGAGUGGUCAAGAAGCUGGAAGCCGAGGGAAAAGUGGAAGAAGCUUGGACUAACAUGAUCGAACUUCAAGUAGAGACGUUUGGAUCCAUGGAGAUGCCAGAGAAGGUUAGGUUCUUGUUGGAUCAGGUCAGAUUGUCGAUUCAAAGAAAGGAUUACGUCAGAGCGAACAUCAUUUCCAACAAGAUCAGCAUAAGAUUCUUUGACAACAAGGCCGAUGAGGUUAGUGUUUUAUUUUUAGGUAACAAUUAGAUUCUAAGCUUAUUUUUUAAUGGAGGGACAUUGAAAUAGGUGUAAAAAUUAUGAUUCUGUUUUUACUUUUAAAGAAAUUUAUUUCAGGUAACAAUGUAUUAUUAUUUUAACAUUUAAUUACAUGAUUGCAGAUUCAAGACCUUAAACUUGAGUUCUAUACUUACAAGAUUGCUAUUGGAUUGAAUGAAAACAACUACUUAGAUGUUUGCAAACAUUACAGAUCUGUUUUUGAUACACCAAAGGUUCAAAAAGACGAUGACAAAGUUAAAGAAGUAAGUGUAAUAUUAUUUUUGUUGCUUUUUAGAAAUAAGGAUGUAGAAAAAGGUUUCUAAAAUCUUAAACUUUUAUUAUUUUGUAGAUUCUGAAGAAUGUCGUUCUCUACGUUCUCCUUUCCCCACACGGUAACGAACAAUGGGACCAAGUACAUCGCAUUCAUGCCAUAAGACAGCUCGAACUCGUCCCAGAGUACAACAAUCUGUUGGAGUUGUUCAUCAACGAAGAGAUAAUUGCAUGGAAGGACUCGAUUGUAAAACAAUAUGAACAGUUGUUGAGAAAAGGAACUUCCACAUCUCCACCACCACAAGUGUUCUCCUUUGGAGAGGAAGGCGAGAAGAGAUGGAAGACCUUCAAGGAGAGAGUUGGAGAACAUAACAUGAGGAUGAUUGCCAAAUACUACACUCAGAUCACUUUUGACAGAAUGGCCGAGAUUCUCGAGUUUCCUGUUGAUGUAAGUUUGAUUUUUAGGUACUAUUGAUGUAUUUUUUUAAAAUUAUUUUUGAUUUUUUUAUUUAUGGAAUUUUAGGAAAUGGAGGCCUUUUUGUGUAACCUGAUCGUAACUGGUGUUAUUCCUGAUGCCAAAAUUCACCGUCCAUCCAGAAUUGUCAAUCUUCGCGCAAGAAAGGCCAAUGUUGAGACCCUUGACCAAUGGGGAUCGAACGUGCGAAAGCUGACCGAUAUCCUAAACAAGGUCUCGCAUCUGAUACUCAAGGAAGAAAUGGUACACAAACAUUUGGAAGCCGGGAAGUAA
Molecule: messenger RNA, 1966 nt
Organism: Bursaphelenchus okinawaensis
Lineage: Eukaryota; Metazoa; Nematoda; Chromadorea; Rhabditida; Aphelenchoididae
Source: the annotation of a GenBank genome assembly